AUGGAAGGAACUGCACAGACAUCUAGAGGUGCGGACGCAGAUAAAUUUGUAAACCAGUCGUUGUGGGAUGAGGACACAUACGGCCGAUCCCCUUCUGUUUCCAACUUGCGAGUGGGCGGAUUAAGACGUCGUGUGUCCAGCGCAUGCUGCCUGAAUGUGUUCCUACUGCUGGCCUUACUAAUUUCUAUCGCUGUGAUUAUGUAUUUUCUCAUCGGUCCGCUCUUUGGUCGCACUCGCCCUCCCGUGAACUCUGUGGUUUCUACUUUUUGUGGUAUUGUACAGGGUACCGAAUCAAAAGGUGUUGUAUCUUUCCUUGGAUUGCCGUAUGCUCUUCCUCCACUUGGUCAGUAUCGUUUCAAGCGGCCAGUAGAGCUAACCACAACUCAUUUAUGUGCACAGGCAUGGACAAACAAUAAUUUUUCUGCAAAUACCGAUUCAUACAAUGCAACCGUAUACAAAUCCUCUUGUCUGCAGCUAUCACCAGUUACGGAUAAGAUAAUCGGAAAUGAAGACUGUCUCUACCUAAAUGUUUUCGUCCCCGCCAUGGCCCUGACUUCUUCCAAAACAGAGCUUAGACCUGUCAUCGUGGUACUAAAUGGUUUAUUUUUCACCUACGGUGGAGCAAGCGGUCUUCCCGUAAGUCAAGGCCAGCAACCACAACCAAGGACAGUGGAGUUAGUUGAUGCUAUUCAUGUGACGCUGAACUAUCGCAUUGGACCUCUAGGUUUCCUGAUUCAUCCAGAGACUAAAGAAGCCAAUAUUGGUCUUUAUGAUCAGCUGGCAGCGCUACGUUGGGUGAGAAACAAUAUUGGUGCGUUCGGAGGUGAUGCGGCUCGUGUAACCCUCUUUGGUUACGGUUCUGGAGCGACCUGUGCGUUGGCACUAGCUUUCAGUUCAUUGGGUCAGAAUCUUUUCGAUAACUUGUGGAUUUCCGCUCCGGCAGUUCGAAAACCGCAUUGUUCACUUCAAGAAGCAGUGGAGAACUCACGUCGGUUGUAUUCUUGUGAGCCAGGCAGUACAAGACCGUGCUCGAAUGGAUUGUUGACAGAUCCGAAAGAUAUCGUCCGUCUAUGGAAUUGGGCACGGAUUGAGUCGUGGAUGAAAGACUCUCUCUUCAGUCUUCCAUCUUCUGCGCAAAUACAGGGCGGGGCUGAGCAAGAUUGGGUGGACCGAAUCUUGAUAGUGGACCACGAAAUGAUUGACCCCAAAAGAUGGUAUCGACCAAUCUAUCACCUAUCCACAGUAUUAGGUCAGACAGCCCACGAAACCGCCCUGUUUGUCAGUCCAAUUACUGUACCCUUUUGGGAUGAAAGCUUUUAUCGACGGUACCUUAUAAAUACUCUGACCAGUGGGACAAAAAUAGGACAAGAUAUAAUUGACCAAUAUCUGAUUGUUAGUAAUAAAACCACAUACUGUUCCUACCCUAGAUCGGGUAAUUCAUUCGGGUUUGACGUAGAGGCACGGAUGACCGGUCUUAUAACCGAUGCUCGCUGUACCUGCCCACUAGCGGAGACUGUCCAACAGUUGGCUUCCUCACAUGGGAAUUUCGUAUAUCAUUACUACCUUUUAGGUCAACAUCGCAGAUUCGACCCGUAUUCAUUCACUUCCUUCGUAUCCUUAUCAUUCCAUGGUUGGGACGGAAUGGUCUAUCUUCGUGGCUAUACAACACAUCCUGAUUAUAUCCAAUCUAUGCUGGAUCAAAAUGACCAUGAUCAUCUGGAGGAUUUGGGAAGACAGAGUGAUUUGCUCAACACUGUAAUGCAUGAAUUUUCUCGAACAGGCCGUAUUCUUAGUUGGAACCCCGUUGAACCGGGCAAUACUCCUGUGAACCUGAUUGAAAACGGGGCAGUCUGUACUCCGCCAAAGUUUGUCGAAGAACGUUGUCUUUUAUGGAAGCUGAUGACAAACGGUAAUCCGCUGGACUUGGCGUGGAGAAGCUGA
Messenger RNA from Opisthorchis viverrini, 1941 nucleotides. RefSeq lists its product as hypothetical. Lineage: Eukaryota; Metazoa; Platyhelminthes; Trematoda; Opisthorchiida; Opisthorchiidae. The coding region runs from base 1 to 1941 and encodes 646 amino acids. The transcript has a single exon. The record is from RefSeq and is a predicted model, not a curated record.